Messenger RNA from Dendrobium catenatum, 1486 nucleotides. RefSeq names its product acidic leucine-rich nuclear phosphoprotein 32 family member B. Gene Ontology annotation, molecular function: small ribosomal subunit rRNA binding; structural constituent of ribosome. Gene Ontology annotation, biological process: translation. The coding region runs from base 142 to 1242 and encodes 366 amino acids. The transcript is spliced from 8 exons. Gene Ontology annotation, cellular component: ribosome; cytosolic small ribosomal subunit. The record is from RefSeq and is a predicted model, not a curated record. NCBI's taxonomy places the organism in Eukaryota, Viridiplantae, Streptophyta, Magnoliopsida, Asparagales, Orchidaceae.
UUCGUGUAAUAUCUAAGAAUAUUAGAUUGUAGAAUGAGAGGUUCGAUGAGGGGGGAAAAAUGGAAGCUUUGCCGGCUAUAAUUAUCAAGUCUAAUUUUUUACUUGCAUUUAUCCUCGCCUUCCCUCGUACCUCGCCUAACCAUGCAGGCCAGCUUGAUAACCUCUUCUCCUUCUUCUUCAUCUGCCGUCAACUUUCUCCUCGACAAAGGGCCUAAUCCAAUUACUCGGCUACCCUUUUGCUUGUUCUCCUGCCGGAAGAAACUCUCCGGCAGCGGCCAGAGGAGCCUGGUUGUCGCUAGGGCGAAUAAGAGGAAGGAGAAGCCCGACUCCCACAGCUUCAUUCCGAAGCCUGAUGAAGCAACUGGACCUUUCCCGGAAGCCGUACUGUUAAAAAAGAAAGUGGUCAAGGAAGAUGGAAGUGUCGUACCUGAAUUUGCAGACGCUGAAGAAGAGAAAUUAUACGAGUUUCUCAAACUUCAGCUUGAGAGUGAUCUGAAACUUGAAAGAAUUCGGCAUUAUGAAGUGGUUUAUCUAAUUCACGAAGAUCAUAUUGAGGAGGUUGAUAAUGUUGUUUCCAAAGUUCAAGACUUCAUAAAAGAGAAGAAGGGAAGGCUUUGGAGACUGAAUAAUUGGGGGCUUCGUAGAUUGUCUUACAAGAUUAAAAAGGCAAGCAAAGCUAAUUAUAUUCUAAUGAAUUUUGAGAUGGAAGCGAAGUGGAUUAAUGACUUCAAGAGCAUGCUUGAUAAGGAUGAGCGUGUCAUUAGGCAUCUGGUGAUGAAACGAGAUGAAGCAAUCACUGAGGAUUGUCCUCCCCCUCCUGAAUUCCACACUGUUAAAGCAGGAGAUGAUGUUGAUGAAGACGAUGAGGAGGAGGAGGAGGAUAGCGAUGAGAACGGGGGUGAUGGGGAUGAUGGAGAUGGAGAUGAUGACGAUGAGGAGGAAGAUGAUGGCGGUGAUGAUGAUGAUGAUGGCGGAGAGGAAGAUGAUGAGGAGGAAACGGGAACAGAUUACCUUGUUCGACCUAUAGCCCGUCCUGAAGAUGAAGAGGAUGCAAGUGAUUUUGAACCUGGAGAAGAGAAUGGUGAGGAUGAUGACAUUGAUGAGGAAGAUGAUGAUGGUGAAACUGGGAAAGAGGGGCCAUCUGCAAAGAGGAAGAGGUCACAGAAAGAUGAUGAUGAUGAUGAUGAUGAUGAUGAUGAUAGUAAUGAUGAUGAUGAUGAUGAGCGGCCAUCAAAAAGAUAGAUUUCCUUGGGAGGCUGCAGCUUUCCAACGCUAGACUGCAUUUUUCUUGAAAAAAAAAAGAAUAUUUGGACAGUUAUUUGCUUUGGUAGUCAUGUACAAGUUUAGGAAAAGUUUAGACCCUUUUGAUGCAGGGUUUCAGUUAUUUGUCAUUAAUUGAGACAAACCGUUUGACUGUUUAUCUUCUUUUUAUAAGUUUACUGUUAGUUUGAUGAUUUAGUGGGAUAAAAAUUUGUUGUUGUUGUUA